UCGAUAACCUGCUGCAGCAGCAAAACAAAGAAAAUUGUAAACCAAAUUAACGCAAUUAAGCGGAGUAAAAAAAAACCUAGAUUACCACAAAAAAACAACUACUGAUAGUGAGUCAUCGCAAAGCAAAAGCUUUACCGGCCAGAAUGGCAGAAACCCGGAAAGACGCAGCGCCGCCGAGCUACGACGAAGUCAUGAACGCCUCUUCUCAGGAUUCUCGACUGAUUGCAGGCGUGCACCAUGGAGCACCCAGUGCCCCACCUCCAAACAUGCAUAUGCCCACGUACGGAGCUUUCGAGACAACUCCGGUGAGUGUGGUAAUCCAGCAGCCGGCUCCAGUGGUCGCCUUGCCCACGGAGAUCAUUGUAAUUGGCGGCUGCCCUGCCUGUCGCAUUGGCUACUUGGAGGACACCUUCUCCGCCUGUGGCCUGUGCUGCGCCAUCUUCUUUUUUCCCGUGGGAGUCCUCUGCUGUUUGGCCAUGCGGGAGAAGCGUUGCACCAACUGCGGAACGGUAUUCUAAGAAGGGGGAUUCCCCAGGGACGUGGGGUGGACUACUAUUCCUUAUUGGGCCUGUUUUUCUAUAUAUAUCACAAAACUCUCAUAUUUUUACUAUUGUUAUCGUUAGAGCCUACAAAUCAUUAAAUUUUAUGUGUAAAUAUGUGAAUCAUGGCCAGUUUUGCGGUCUGCCCCCGAUUUCCAGUCGGUUUCGAUUGAGCGAUAUGUGUACAGUGGAAUGUCCAUAAACCGAUAAGGAAAUUCUGCUAUAUAACUUUAUAUAUAAUCAGUUAUUGGUCAGGAAAAAUAGUUGUUUAUUAACAGAUAUUGUAUAUUUUUUAAACUAUAGACUUAAAAAUUGUUUGGUAAAACAAAAAGCCUAUGAAUUAAUAUAAGUUAAAAAUUAAAAUAAAAAUAGGAAGCCUCAGAAAUUGCUAAGGAUUUAAAUUCGAUGGAUAUCUAGGCCCAAAGUGUGUUAUUCAAUUAUUUAAAUUAAAUUUAAAAUUUAAAAUGACAAACUUUUUGACACUUUCUAAAGAUUUGAAUUCCCUAACUAUUUCUGUGGUAUUCCUUAUAUUUUAUUAUACGAUUUAUGGGUGCUAUGAAGCUUGAUUCGAUAAAUAUAUAUAGAAGCCACACUGUA
Molecule: messenger RNA, 1136 nt
Organism: Drosophila kikkawai
Lineage: Eukaryota; Metazoa; Arthropoda; Insecta; Diptera; Drosophilidae
Product: membrane protein BRI3
Source: RefSeq, a predicted model, not a curated record